AUGAUUGUCCAAACACUGCUGUGUGGCUUCAUUUUCUUUACUGCAGCUUUCGCUUCGAAUGUCGAAGACGAGUCGAAUGGUGAAGGUGUUGGAGAGACCACGACGAAGGUCUUCGAUCUCGAAGAUGCAUUGAAGAAGUUUGUUCAUAUUUUUCAAAAGGUGUACAACGUCCGAGUGAAGUGGACUGAUAUGAAUUCGAGUAGUACGGAAAUGAAAAACCUUUUCAAGACUAAAAGAUUUCAGGUAACAGUCGAAAGGGGCCCUAUAAAAAUUGGUGAGGCAACAACAAUCAGCAAAACCCGCACUCUCCUCUACGCAAAUCUCUAUGACAAUGAAGCGAAUGCAAGUCAAACGUAUACAGUCACGCAUUCUACCAGUCGCAAAGAAAAAUCGUCUUACACGGUGAAACUAGGAUUCAGCCUUGGCCUUGAGGUGUCGGGAGGUAUUUCAUUUAAAAAAAUAUUCGGGCUGAGUGGCAGCGUCGGACUUAAGUUCAACAGAGAAGCUGGCAACACAGACACUCAAACGAAACUCAAGACCUUUUCGGUCGGCACGAGUGUCACCGUUCCUCCAAAUAGGACCGUGCAAGUGAAGUGGUACGCCACCACCACUCAAAAAGAUUUUAUUUGGACCUGCGAUAUUACCAUCAGUGGAUACUUUGCUAUCGGGCUCGAAAAACCGUUGGAAAACACCUACCUGCUCAUCAUUCCAGCGUAUUACCUCGCCCUUGUGAACCACGAACUGAAAGUAGUAGGCCCCCGGCACGCGCGCUUCGAGGCUUCUGGUGUAUUCACAACAAUCACCGUGGAGGAAACUGAAAUCUACACAACAGACGUGACGGACACUUUAAAAGACAAAAUAACAACGAUUUCUGGAAGGUCUCGAAUUGUCGGAUAA
Molecule: messenger RNA, 897 nt
Organism: Ixodes scapularis (black-legged tick)
Lineage: Eukaryota; Metazoa; Arthropoda; Arachnida; Ixodida; Ixodidae
Exons: 5
Coding region: 1-897 (298 amino acids)
Source: RefSeq, a predicted model, not a curated record